Molecule: messenger RNA, 1530 nt
Organism: Haplochromis burtoni (Burton's mouthbrooder)
Lineage: Eukaryota; Metazoa; Chordata; Actinopteri; Cichliformes; Cichlidae
Product: stonustoxin subunit alpha-like
Exons: 2
Coding region: 1-579 (192 amino acids)
Molecular function (GO): protein binding
Source: RefSeq, a predicted model, not a curated record
AUGGCAGCUGGAUUGUGUUUGUUCUCUCCAUCAGAUUCCUGUCAACUCACAAUCGACACAAACACAGUGAACAGAGAACUCAAACUGUCUGACAACAACAGGAAGGUGGCACAUGUGGAGGAGAUUCAGUCAUAUCCUGAUCAUCCAGACAGAUUUGAAAACUGUUAUCAGCUACUGUGUAGAAAUGGUCUGACUGGUCGCUGUUACUGGGAGGUUGAGUGGAGAGGAUGGGCUGAUAUAUCAGUGAGUUACAGAAGCAUCAGAAGAAAGGGACGCUGUAAGGACUGUUUGUUUGGAGGGAAUGAUCAGUCUUGGUGCCUGAUCUGCUCUCAUGAUGGUCCUGAAUCUGUUUGUCACAAUAACAGAGAAACAUCCAUCCCCUCCUCCUCCUCCUCCUCCUCUGUCUCUAACAGAGCAGCAGUGUAUGUGGACUGUCCUGCUGGCACUCUGUCCUUCUACAGAGUCUCCUCUGACACUCUGAUCCACCUCCACACCUUCAACACCACAUUCACUCAAACUCUUUAUCCUGGGUUUGGGUUCUGGCCUCAUCGUAGUGGUUCCUCAGUGUCUCUGUGCUGACUUGAAUGUAAAGAGUGUCCUCCUGUUAAAGGAACUGUCAAGGUUUGGCUGUGUGGCAGGUAGGAUGUAGGACCCAAAUGCUGGAAUCACAACAGGCGAAGUUAACUGAGAACAUCAGCUUUAUUGGUGGAAACUACAGAUUUAGACAGGAGCACGAGGGAAACACACAGCAGUAAGGGUGCACAACAUGACAACAAAUGGGGAAGACUAAGGACUGAAAUACACAGGCAAUUGUUGGGAUUAAAUUAUUUGAAGUGCCUUAAUUCUAUGCUUUAUAUUAACUAAAAUGCCAUAUAACCAUAUAGUGUAGUAUUAUGUGGACACAGCACUGAAAAAUAAAGGCAUUACACUACGUGUCCUUGGGAAGUGGAAUGCUGUAGACUCUCGCUCAUGCCUGCCGGGGAAAAGCAGAUAACAGGGGAGCAUUUUCUAGUGGAAAGUUACUGAGACACUGUUUAGACUAGAAUGAGAGAGCUUCUGUAAUAAAACUGUUAGGGGCACACCACCAUUUUGAGAUCCGCUGCAACGUGUCAUGGAAGACGCAUCUCCCUUCAUGAAGUAAUAUGAAAGAGAAAUAAAGUGUUAAAUGGUCUACUGAGCAGUGUUUUGUCUUCCAUCAGAUGCCUCUGAGGAAUCAAAAGAACUCGGUGAAGUGUUGGUACCAAACACAGGACAACAAGAGGAUUGGGAACAGGUGGAAACACAGUUCAGACUAAUCAGAUGUAAUGACACAGAGGAAAAGCAAAACUCAAAACACUGAACACAGGACACGAGACUUUCAAAGGAUAACAGGAAGCGGGAGACAGGCAUAGAGACGCAAAGUUGAUAAGGGGACAUGGCUGACAGGGGAGACAGAGAGAACAUGAAGCACAGAGGCAAGUAAGUAGUAAGUAACCCAAGUUAACCAAAUGCCUGUCUAAGUCAGAGAGUCAGUGGUGCAUAGUGGGGGGA